AUGCUAACAUCACCAAAAAUUAUUGGUAUACCAUUUCAACGAUUUACAAUAGAUUAUAUUGGGCCAAUUAAUCCACCAAGCAAUGGCAACUCAUAUAUUUUGGUAGGAACUUGCGCAACUACAAAAUACGCUAUAGCAAAAUCAUACAAAAACGCUGACGCAAGGUCUACAGUCGCAUAUUUAAUAGAUAUAAUUUUACAAUUCGGAGCAAUAGGCGAAAUACACUCUGACCGAGGCUUACAUUUUGCAAAUAAAUUGGUGAAAGACUUACUAAAAGCGCUAAGUAUAAAUAACACAUAUUCAAUUGCAUACCGUCCACAGAGCCAAGGCCAAACAGAAAAGUUCAACGGACUUUGA
Macrosiphum euphorbiae (potato aphid) is the source of this 357-nucleotide messenger RNA. The record is from the annotation of a GenBank genome assembly. Lineage: Eukaryota; Metazoa; Arthropoda; Insecta; Hemiptera; Aphididae.